This is a messenger RNA of Ostreococcus tauri, 351 nucleotides long. RefSeq names its product Ribosomal protein L31e, conserved site. Gene Ontology annotation, biological process: cytoplasmic translation. The record is from RefSeq and is a predicted model, not a curated record. Gene Ontology annotation, cellular component: ribosome; cytosolic large ribosomal subunit. Lineage: Eukaryota; Viridiplantae; Chlorophyta; Mamiellophyceae; Mamiellales; Bathycoccaceae. The transcript is spliced from 3 exons. The coding region runs from base 1 to 351 and encodes 116 amino acids. Gene Ontology annotation, molecular function: structural constituent of ribosome.
AUGGGACGCGAAUCCAAGCCCGCUGAUGUUAUCACGCGCGAGUACACGAUCAACCUCGGGAAGGCGAUCACCGGCGUGACGUUCAAGAAGCGCGCCCCGCGCGCGGUGGCUGCGAUUAAGAAGUUCGCGCAAAAGACGAUGAAGACGUCCGAUGUGCGCAUCGAUGUCAAGCUUAACAAGGCGGUGUGGAGCAAGGGUAUUCGUAACGUCCCGAAGCGUAUUCGCGUGCAAAUCUCCCGCAAGCACAACGACAACAAGGACGCGGACGAGGAUCUUUACUCCUACGUCACCGUCGUCGACACCCCGAACGGAUUCUCCGGCUUGGGCACCGACGUCAUCGACCACGAAUAA